Molecule: messenger RNA, 684 nt
Organism: Histoplasma capsulatum G186AR
Lineage: Eukaryota; Fungi; Ascomycota; Eurotiomycetes; Onygenales; Ajellomycetaceae
Exons: 2
Coding region: 1-684 (227 amino acids)
Source: RefSeq, a predicted model, not a curated record
AUGGCUCAUACACGCAAAUACCAACAGCCCCAUAGCAAUUCCGUGAGUCGCGAGUUGCCUGUAACAGACUACCAAAACCCAUAUCUGACCCAAGCCGUAACCGCCCAGUAUCACACGCCUCAUACACAAUACCCAAUUUCUACCUCUAUCGCACCGGCCAUGACCUACUCCUCGUCAACGGAUAGCAACAGUUCCACGAGGACGGCAUCAAGCAUGAUCUCUACGAGCAGCGGGCACCAACAACACCCGGCAUAUUACAGCAUCCAUCACCCCACGACAUCGGCAGGUUUCACAGACCCAAUGUAUCAACAACAACGGCAAGCUUCCGUUAGCUCAACAGCUAGCCCAGAGUAUGUAAUGGUCACUGAAGAGCCCGCGACAACACCGUCAAAGUCAUCAAGAGGUGCAGGGCUAGAAAGGUCCGGCAGCAGAUACGUCUGCAUGUACCCGCGCUGCGAGAGCAGUUUCAGCCGCUCCGCGGAUCUCAGCCGCCACUACCCCACCGUCCACUUCCCGGACUCUGUCAGACUCAACUGCCCAAAGCCCAAAUGCUCGCGAAAAGGUGAGCAGGGCUUCACGCGCCAGGACCAUCUCAACGAGCACCUGCGCCAGUACCACAAGGAGCCCGUCGCCAAGCGGAGAUCUUCCAAGUCUUCCGCGCAGCAACCAGAAACACAUCGCUAG